AUGGAGGACGUAGAAUCAGACCAGGCAAAGUGGAACAGGGAAUCGACAUGGAGUGGUGGCUCUAGUAAACUCUUCACAAACCUGCACCAAGUAGACGAAUGGUACGUGGCAGACUCCGACUCCGAGGACGUUGCAGCUGCUAUGAGAGAAGAUGACCUAGACGAUGAGGUUCCCGAAGAUGAUGACCCGCUGUGUCCCACCAUUGCCUACACGGCGCUAGAAAAACAACGUUGGAGAAGAUAG
Molecule: messenger RNA, 243 nt
Organism: Linum tenue
Lineage: Eukaryota; Viridiplantae; Streptophyta; Magnoliopsida; Malpighiales; Linaceae
Source: the annotation of a GenBank genome assembly